AUGAAAGCUAUAGAACGCCUCAAGGCCUGGUAUAGGAAAGUGAAUGGCCUAGGCCAGGUGCACAGCGAGGGCGGUGGUGACACGACCACGACCACCACUUCGGAGCCUUCGCUCCCUUCGUAUUCCUCCACCGGGCGCGCCCGGAGCGCCUCGCGCGGGGAGGAGCGUGAGGACGACAGGGGCCACGAGGUGAAGCCGCGACACCCGCAUCAGCCCGGCUACGCGCGCCCCCACACGGCGCCUCCGGGACCGCAGGAGCCUCAGGGCCUGCCGAAAGGGUCGGCGCAGCAGCCGCAGCGGGUGUCUCAGCAGGCCCAGCCGCACCAACAUCGGAGCACCCAGCAGAAGCAGAAGAGCAUGUCGCGCUCGAGCGUGGAGCCCCGGGACUUCUUCACGGAGUGCGGCGAGAGCAGCCGGUACCAGAUAAAGGAAAUAAUCGGCAAGGGCAGCUACGGAGUGGUGUGUUCCGCGGUGGACAAGCUGACAGGGGAGAAAGUGGCCAUCAAGAAAAUCACGAACGUCUUUGACCAUGUGUCCGAUGCCACGAGGAUACUUCGCGAGAUCAAGCUGCUCCGCCUGCUGCGGCACAACGACAUCGUGGAAAUCAAGCACAUCAUGCUGCCCCCAAGCGCUCGAGAGUUCAAGGACCUGUAUGUGGUGUUCGAGCUGAUGGAGACGGAUCUGCAUCAGGUGAUCAAGGCCAACGACGACCUUACCCCUGACCACCACCAGUUUUUCCUGUACCAGAUGUUGAGAGGCCUGAAAUUCAUACACACUGCUCGGGUGUUCCACAGGGACUUGAAACCCAAGAAUAUCUUGGCAAACUCUGACUGCAAGCUGAAGAUAUGUGACUUUGGGCUGGCACGGCCCGCGUUCAAUGACAUGCCCACAACCAUCUACUGGACUGACUACGUGGCGACGAGGUGGUAUCGUGCACCAGAGCUCUGUGGCUCCUUCUUUGCCAAGUAUUCUCCCGCAAUCGACAUCUGGAGUGUGGGGUGCAUCUUUGCAGAAGUGCUGCUUGGGAAGCCACUCUUUCCUGGGCGCAAUGUGGUGCAUCAGCUGGAGUUAAUUACAGAGCUCCUUGGAACACCGCCUGCAGAAGUGAUUUCAAAGGUGAAGAACGAGAAGGCCAGGCGUUUCUUGACCAGCAUGCGCAAGAAGCCUGGCAUCCCCUUUGAGGUACACUUCCCAAAGGCAGACAAGGGCGCCCUGCGACUGCUGAAGCGGAUGUUGGCAUUUGACCCAUCUGAACGGCCAACUUCUGAAGAAGCGCUGGCAGAUCCGUACUUCCAUGGCCUUGCCUCGGCGGCAAGGGAGCCCUGUGGCAACCCUGUCAGCAAACUCGCGUUUGACUUUGAGCGGCGGAAGCUGAAUGUGGAUGAGGUCCGCGAGCUCAUCUACCGUGAGGUCUUGGAGUAUCACCCUCAAGUGCUGUCCGAGUACCUAGCAGGCAGCAAGCCGAUGAGCUACAUGUACCCCAGUGCUGUGGACAACUUCAAGCGACAGUUUGCACACCUGGAGUCUGGCAUGCCCCUACCCCGGGGCUCCACCAGGUUGGGACAUGCGGCCUCCAUGCCCAGGGAGCGUGCUGUGGAGUACCAAAGCGAAGUCACGAAGUACACGCACGCCCAUGGCCGAGGGCAUGAUGAUAAGGACCGGAGUCAUGUUGUGGACCACUUGGGGUCCUCGGUGCGCAACAUGACUGUAGCUGAGCACCCACACAACAUGGCUUACCACCCAGCUGGGCACUAUGCCCCGAGUUCGGCGCUGAGGUCGAACAGCUUCCAUAACUGA
Ostreobium quekettii is the source of this 1797-nucleotide messenger RNA. NCBI's taxonomy places the organism in Eukaryota, Viridiplantae, Chlorophyta, Ulvophyceae, Bryopsidales, Ostreobiaceae. The record is from the annotation of a GenBank genome assembly.